This is a messenger RNA of Micropterus dolomieu (smallmouth bass), 4155 nucleotides long. It is a transcript of the gene gje1a, whose product is annotated as gap junction protein epsilon 1a. The record is from RefSeq and is a predicted model, not a curated record. Bases 88 to 696 code for a protein of 202 amino acids. Gene Ontology annotation, biological process: cell communication. Lineage: Eukaryota; Metazoa; Chordata; Actinopteri; Centrarchiformes; Centrarchidae. The transcript is spliced from 4 exons. Gene Ontology annotation, cellular component: connexin complex.
UUUCGAUCGGGGUUUCUUUCUGUGUUGGUGGCUGGUCGCUCGUAGCUCGCCAAGGGGACUGUAUUUGGGACAACAGCAGCUCCGUCAAUGCUCUUCCAGAAGUAUUUGCAGUGCAGGCUCAGGCCUCCUACGGUGAUAGGCCAGUUCCACACCUUGUUCUUCGGCUCGGUGCGGAUGUUCUUUCUGGGCGUUCUUGGCUUCGCCGUCUACGGGAAUGAGGCACUGCACUUCAGCUGCGACCCUGAUCGCCGAGAACUCAACCUGUACUGCUACAACCAGUUCAGACCCAUAACACCUCAGGUCUUUUGGGCGUUACAGCUGGUAACAGUGCUCGUUCCUGGGGCGGUGUUCCACCUCUACGCAGCCUGUAAGAACAUUGACCAGGAAGAGAUCCUCGAACGACCCAUCUACACCGUCUUCUACAUCAUUUCUGUUCUUCUACGCAUCAUUCUGGAAGUCGUCGCCUUCUGGCUACAAAGCCACCUCUUUGGCUUCCAGGUCCACCCGCUGUACAUGUGUGAUGCCAGUGCUUUGGAAAAGGCCUUUAAUGUGACUAAGUGCAUGGUGCCUGAACACUUUGAGAAAACCAUCUUCCUCAGUGCCAUGUACACCUUCACUGUGAUCACCAUACUUCUCUGUGUAGCCGAGAUAUUUGAGAUACUCUGCCGACGGCUUGGUUUUCUCAACACCCAAUGACACACUGGCAGAAGCACACAUGAAAUGACUAAGGGUGAAGUAUAUGACACUAUGUCUGCCAGAUUUUAUCAGGCUCUUUGUUAGCUACUGCUGGAUUUUUAUCAAACAGGAAGCUAACAUAAGAGCAAAACCUCACCUGUGGUCCAUCGUGAGUGAGUUGCACCAAGAAAUUUGAGAAUAUGCAACAAUGUCAUAGCUUGACCGUCUGAAAUAUUCUCUAGGUGUUUUUGCCCAUAACUAAAGUGUGAUCACCCCAGGUGGUAUUUCAGAUAUCAGUGGGUCUGAACUGGCUGUGUCCGAGGGUGUUGUGUGGACAUGAUGGCCAGAGAAUAUUCCCCCCCUGACUCUGUUGGGGGAUGAGAUAAAAAGAUUUUGUUAUUUUCCGCAAGAUGACUGAAAGACAGGCGUCAACUUCAUGGUGCUACUAAAACCUGCGACCAUGGUCGAAUUAGAGCACAAGAAAAGCCCAGUUUGUCACAAACCUGGUAGCCCAUAACAGUAUUAGGGUCACUAAAACCCUGUUCUUAGAGUUGUACCCAGGUGUACCUGUGGUCUGAUACUCUUACAUAAGUAACACCCUGGAAGCAUUAGCUGCACACAUUUAGCGUUAAUGGUGUCAAACCAACUUGAUGCAUCUUCUCUGGGCUUUGUUCACUUAUGGAGGGCCAACAUAGGACCUACACAGCUCUAGGUCGGGAGAUUUCUAACGUUUCAAAAAGCUUUUAUCGAAAGGCAUAAGUUCUUCAUGUAAUGUAAUAACAGCCAACAAUGCAAAUCAUUUAGCUCGUCACAUCAUUCUGUAUAGAAGUGCAAAUAAACACUAUAGUCUAGCUUGUCUUCCACGUGCUGAUCAAAUGUGACAGGCAGACUAUAGAGCUGGCGAUGGAUUAUCGCUCACUUCAUUUUUAAGAAACUGUGAUCCAGCAACCUUACCCAUGGGCGAGGGAAUUGCAGGUGCCAUUGCUCCUGACACUUCCAAGUGUGACAGUUAUCGCCUCCAAUAUGUCUAUCGCUAUUGCUUCUAGCCUGUUCUGACCUAUACUGUCAUCAACAGGAGCACCGCAACUUUGUUGUGGACAUUUGAUGGGGUUGUCAGCCUUGUCAAAUAUCUGUUUCAGCUUGGCCUUAUUUAAACAACCUGACUUGUCUUGACUUGAAGGCUGUCCCAAACAGGCCACCAAUCUCAUGCGCCAGAAAGGCUGAAACAAAUAGCACAGUUUACUUCCAUGAGAUGUAAAGGCAUCUUUGAACAACAAUGUAUUUUGACAGUAAUGCCAUCACUAAAAAUGAUUGAAAUGUAGUGUUUUAGUUUUUGAGGGUAAAUAUCUCCCUAAAGAUACAAAAUGAAGAUAAAAUGGGUUGAUUUCAUAAUCUCAAAGUCUGAAGGAGCUACACCAAAGUAUUAUUUAGAUUUGGGUAUAAAAAUGUGUUGGAAUGAAAAUAUUACUUAAGUUGCAAUGUUUUUUAAGUAUCUGAAAAAAUCAUCCACUGCCUGUAAGACGAAACGCUGCGCAAUCGUGCAAACAAAUUUAAUGUCCCAACAUCCAUGGUGAGACUAGUGUUAAAAAUAUCACUGUGUAGUGUAGUUUCUAACAGACAUGGACAAAAUCAGCAUAGAAAUUUGAAGUUUUUAGAGUUUCAAGGCCCUAUUGGUCUCAUAUAGGAUGAAAUUAUUAUUAUUUUAUGGCUGAGAAGUGAAACAAAGUGCUUAUUCAGUCCAGAUAUAUUUGAAGCUGUAGUUGAGCUUUUGUCCAUGUCAGAUCUCAACCAUCUCUACCCCACACUCUAUUUAUACCACCCUUCCCUAGCUUGUAGUAUUACAUAUAAUACUUAUUGUAAUUUUGCCUUCAGUGUCACUGUCGAUGUGUUUUGAAAAUGAUUACCUCUCAUGUUUUGUAAUGUUGUUUUUUUUAUCAGACAUCCAUCCAACUUUUGUUAUGAAGUUUUCCGCAAUCUGUUUAUCAUCUCAGGUACAAAAUUGCAUUACCAGACAAAAGUGGAUCAAACCCUCAUUUCAAAUCCUUUUAAACCCUUAGAAAAGCUUUUCCAGCACUGAGAGGCGUCUCCAGUUGAUCCCAACCUACAGGUCUAAAGGCCUGGUUGGUCUGAUAGGGUUUAGGAGGAUUUAAAACAGGUAUGUGACUCCUGUGGUUUGGGUUCGUCUGCGUUCUGGGAUCUGUUAAUGGAGGAUGGUUUUAAAUUUUGCCUCUGAAAGUUCUGUCACCAAGGCUUAAACCCUGUUUACAAGUAUUGCAUCUGAACUGUUCAGUUGAAGCAGGAAAUUGUGGCAUGUAAAAAAAACUUAUGCUAUUUGGUGUAAAUAUAGUCUGGAUCCAAGAUCCUCACACUACUGAUCAGUUCAGGAUUGUCAUCUUCCAGAACCAAAACAUUUCAGUUAAAAAAAUUCACUCCGUAAAGAUUUUUGAAACACAAACGCACUGGAUUUAGACAAUUUACAUUGCGUUCAACUUUGAUGAGCAUUCAUUUGCACAAUUGACUGUUAGCAAACAAUCUUGUCAGGCUUACCUUUGAAAGAAAGUUAGCAACCAAGCUAGGUAGCAUACUAACUUACAGCUAGUAAAGCUAACUAGGAUGGAGAGCUGCUAUACUGACUAGCAGCUGUGCCACUUUCUGGUGUGACCAAGUUAUUCACUAACUAUUAGACCAAAAGCAAACCAUUUAAAAUACAUAAUUAACCAUCAUAAGGCAAUAUUUUGCUCAGGUUGCCAAAGCUUCAGGUUUUAUUUUUUGGCUUGUAAUAAAAAUGUAUUCCACAUGCUAUACGGGCAAGUCUUGGUAAAGAACUUUGUACAUGAAGCUGUGAUUAACUGUCUCAGAAUGAUCGACUUACAGUUAGUACCUUGGAAAGCAGUUUGAGUCAUUGAUUCUGGUGAAUAACUGUAGAGAUUGAAGUUUUUAAUUUUGGUCUUUUGCAGAAAAUAAAGAUACACCCCUGUUUUUUUAAAUAGUGCCACCAAAUCCUGAUCUGUCUCCUGAACUUGACUGUAAACUGUACUGUACUGAGUUGUAAAAUAUCAACCUUUCACUGGGAGGUACAUUGGAACUAUUCACAGGAAGUGUAUCUUUAAUAUGUGUUGAUGCUUCUUUUGACCCCCAAAAUCAGUGUCAUUUGUGGAAAUGAAUCAACUAUAAUGCAUCAUACAGGACACCACACUGACAAUUCAUCUUUAAAUUUUUAUCUUUGAAUUUUAACUGAUGUUGUUACAUGUUAGUUGUAAAAAUAGAGCUAAGACUCGUUUUAUUUUUCAUCAACUUCUGUCUGUCUCUCAUGUUGUCCUUCAACUCGCAGCUAUGUCAAAGAAAAAGAGGCACACUUUAUGACCAACGCAUACAUAUUGAAAGAAAACUCGGUCUUUCAGAGUGAUAUUGUUUAGGUGACCAGUUACUCUCCUAUUUGUUUUGUCUUGAGAUGAUUGAUUAAAAUGUCCUACAAUUGUC